Molecule: messenger RNA, 1798 nt
Organism: Orycteropus afer afer
Lineage: Eukaryota; Metazoa; Chordata; Mammalia; Tubulidentata; Orycteropodidae
Source: RefSeq, a predicted model, not a curated record
GCUGCCGCCCGCGGGCUCGACAGUGCAGCGGCGAUGCCCCGGAGCUGGACCUCAGCCCCGGUCCCCGGUCCGCCGCGCAAUUAGCCCCCACGCGCGCGCGCCGCCGAUAACGCCUCGCCCCAAAGCAGAGAUGGGCAACACUGUACACAGGACCUUGCCAGAUUCUAGCCCACCUGCACGGCUCCUGGCCACCCGGCCAUGCUGCGGCCCUGGCCCUGAGCGGCGCCCAGUCCUAGGCGAGGCGCCACGCUUCCACGCGCAGGCCAAAGGCAAGAACGUGAGGCUGGACGGGCACUCGCGCCGGGCAACGCGACGCAACAGCUUCUGCAACGGCGUCACUUUCACACAGCGGCCCAUCCGGCUGUACGAGCAGGUGCGGCUGCGCCUGGUGGCCGUGCGUCCAGGCUGGAGUGGCGCACUGCGCUUCGGCUUCACGGCACAUGACCCAUCGCUCAUGAGCGCCCACGACAUCCCCAAGUAUGCCUGCCCUGAUCUUGUCACGAGGCCCGGCUACUGGGCCAAGGCGCUGCCAGAGAGCCUGGCGCUACGUGACACCGUGCUGGCCUACUGGGCCGACCGCCACGGCCGCGUCUUCUACAGCGUCAACGACGGUGAGCCCGUUCUCUUCCACUGCGGCGUGGCCGUGGGUGGACCGCUCUGGGCGCUCAUCGAUGUCUACGGCAUCACUGAUGAGGUGCAGCUCCUCGAGAGCGCCUUUGCAGACACACUGACACCAGCGCGCCUCAGCCAGGCCCGCUUCAGCGCCUGCCUGCCACCCAGCAGCCAUGACGCGGCCAACUUUGACAACAACGAACUCGAGAACAACCAGGUGGUGGCCAAGCUGGGACACCUGGCGCUGGGCCGCGCCCCAGUCCCACUGCCUGUCGACGCCGCGGCCGCCGCUAUCCCGUGUGGGCCCCGCGACCGUCCGCGGCCCGCGUCAUCACCAGCACUACUCGAGGCCGACCUGCGCUUCCACGCGACGCGCGGGCCCGACGUGAGCCUGUCUGCCGACCGCAAACUUGCCUGUGCACCACGACCCGACGGCGGCCGCACCCUUGUCUUCUCCGAGCGUCCGCUGCGGCCUGGCGAGAGCCUCUUCGUGGAGGUGGGCCGCCCGGGGCUUGCAGCACCCGGCACACUGGCCUUCGGCAUCACAUCAUGCGACCCAGGUGCGCUCCGGCCCACUGAGCUGCCCGCUGAUCCCGACGCGCUGCUCGACCGCAAGGAAUACUGGGUGGUGGCGCGCGCCGGGCCAGUGCCCAGCGGGGGCGAUUCACUCAGCUUCACACUGCAGCCUGGUGGCGACGUGCUCCUGGGCAUCAACGGGCGCCCACGCGGGCGCCUGCUGUGCGUGGACACCACGCAAGCGCUCUGGGCCUUCUUCGCUGUUCGAGGCGGUGCUGCAGGCCAGUUGCGCCUUCUUGGAACCCUGCAGUCCAGCCCUGCGACCACAUCUCCGUCAGGCUCUCUCAGUGGUUCCCAGGACGAUAGUGAUUCCGAUAUGGCCUUCAGUGUCAACCAGUCCUCCUCGGCAUCUGAGUCAUCUCUGGUGACAGCCCCUAGCUCCCCGCUGAGCCCCCCAGUGUCACCAGUGUUUCCCUCUCCGGAGCCAGCAGGCAGCAAGAACAGUGAGUGUACAGUCUGCUUCGAUGGCGACGUGGACACGGUCAUCUACACAUGUGGACACAUGUGUCUGUGCCACAGCUGUGGCCUACGGCUCAAGAGGCAGGCUAGGGCCUGCUGCCCCAUCUGCCGGAGGCCCAUCAAGGACGUCAUUAAGAUCUACAGGCCGUAG